AUGUCUGGUCUCGCUGCGCUACAUUGCUCCACUUUUGCUCAAGGUUUCAGUAACAAUGAGCGUCAGGCUGCCGCCAGAGCAUUACUUAGGCAUGACGUCCAGAUAGACGGCACUCAUUAUCAAACCAAGACAUUUGCUGGCCUUCAUCCCUCAUACAUAGCAUUCCAACCCAUCCAACAGCACGAGUCAGAGAGAACUCUCUCUCAGAAAGAACUAUGCGAGGCAGCACUGCAAGACGUGUUCGAUGCGAUCACCAUGCAGGACCGUCUUGACGGCGGUAUCUCUCUACUUAUUCGAUGCGCAGGAUCUGACGCAAUCUCACCGGAGAAAAUUGCUUUGGACCUCUACAUUACACCCCGAGAGCUGCAUGAAGCGCCUCAGCAGAUUGGAGGAGACGUCGCUGUAUUAGUUCAAGCGUUUGCUCAAGAAUUCGCAGUCCCCCAUCUCCAGCAUUUCACUAAGCGUUGUGCCAUCGAAAGAUCCAGCCACCGAAGUAUUGCACCCAAAUCCUUCUUGAAGAACUUGCAAAAUUCAUCCCCUGCUGUUGCAGGCUCAAAGCAGCCGAAUUCGGCAGCGAUUCGUGAGGGAGCCGAAUGGGCAGCGAAAGUUGCCACCAAAGUGAACCCAUUAACUCCACGUUCGCAAAUUCGUCAACGCCGGCCAGCGGAUGUCUUCAAUGCCAAUAGCGACCCUGGCCCGAUUUUUCGGGGACAGCCAUUGACAGAACUCUAUCGUGAUGUUCACAAAUUUGAACCCCCAUUGAUUAGUAUCGGACCCAAUACUGACACUGCCCUCGACCAGUUCAAACUGGGAGACGACACAUUACCUAAGCUACGUCUGUUGGUUUCAACAGUGCGUAGCAGUCGGUGGGAGUCAGUCUUUAGGUCCCAGAAAUGGGAUUUGACCUAUGAGGCAAGCUUCGGUUUAUCAAGGGCGCUUCUCGCAGACCUUCGAGGAAUGCCACUCAACCAUGAGAUUGUCGAGCGUAAAUCGUCUGUGCUCUCCGUCAUUCUAAAGUGGCUUGCUAUUUGGUCUUUUUAUACAAUGGUGUCCCAAUCUUUCUAUACUAGCAAGAAUGACUCGAGGCGUGUUCGAACACAACACCCUCGCAUCCGUCCAAAAGUCACCAUGAGCAAAGAGGCACGCGCCACGCUUACUGCUGGACGACGUGCCAAAUCUCGUCAGUUUAAGGUUGCUCUUGACGAGGCUUGGAACCAGCUCGACGACGCAACGAAGACCAUUGCAUCAGCCCACCACAAGAGCAUUCGCCGGGUACAAAAUGAUUUAUAUAUUGGUCAUGGAAUACUACGCUCGAGGCGCACCAACCGAAUAUGUGGAACGCGUUCUGCUGGAAAAAAGGUCAAGACAGUGAGAAUCGGAACCAGGGUCGAGACCACGCUCAAACAACUAGUUCGCGAGCAUAAGGAUGAGUAUCUUGCACUCUCGAAGGAAGAACAAGAAGUCCUGCUGAAGGAGUAUACCGACUGGACGAAGACGAAGACGACCGGCACACGGAUCUCCACCAAGCUGUGGAGAAAUGAGCUCAAUAGCCUGCGUUGUCGAACGGGUGCAGAAACUAUCCUAUACACGACCCGUGGGUCAACCGAUCUUCCCCUCCGUGGUGUAACCUUCACGACCGAAGGUGUUGAGCACUUCAUGCACUCUGUGAUGAGUAUUGACAAUCAAGACUUGGUCAGUAAAAUGGAGGGCUUCGCCAUCCAAGGAAUGAAAGGGGCCGCAAAAAAUCACAAAGAUCGCGUCUCUGAUGUACGUUCAGCCAUCCGCGAGAUAAUCAACAGUGGUCUUCGGAAGAUUACUGGGGAACCUCAUGCCAACAUGCAGUGGACUCACUAUUUCCGCAACAUCGUGCGACGUUAUCAAGUUACAAUAGUGGGAUGGCCCGACAACAUCCCAUUUGUGAACCUUAGCAAAGUCUCUAGCGCUCUCCCAGAGCUUGAAAGACUUUUUCAUUUGUGGGAUACACGUAUUACAUUCUGGAAGACUUUAACGGAUGAAGAAUUCGCGAAGAUCUGUCAGGAGCACAAUGAGAAGCUCAAGAGUGGCGAGAUCGAAGACAUUCACCGACGGACUCGAUCCGACAAAGGGACGAAGCGCAAGAGGCUGGCAGCUACCAAUAGUAACGACAACACAGCUCAGCGCAAGAAAUACAAAAGUGCUGAGACUAUCGAGGACACGAGGACAACGGCGAGGGACAAUGGUGGGGAGACAACUCCCCAACCCUCUCCUCAUCAGCCGUCUAAUGCUAACACUACUCCCAACCUCACCUUCGAGCCAUCCGUCACCACUCCCAACUUCACCUUCGAGCCAUCCAUCACCACUCCCAACUUCACCUUCAAGCCAUCUGACGCCGCUCCCAACUCCUCCACUCCCCACGCAGCUGGGAGUUCCCUUGACGCCAACACUCAUUUUACCUUUCCUCCUUAUGUGCCUGGCAGUCCCCUCGAUGGCGACAAUCAUCCUAAUGGCCUUACUCAACUUGGCGCCUUUGAUUGUGAUGCUGCGUUGGAAACAUUAGAUCGAAUCUAUGGCCCUGCGCCGUCAUCAUCAACUGAUGUUGACAAUCCUGUGUUUGACUUCACUAAUAUCAAUAUGUUCGGCUCGACAUUUUAA
Molecule: messenger RNA, 2631 nt
Organism: Suillus clintonianus
Lineage: Eukaryota; Fungi; Basidiomycota; Agaricomycetes; Boletales; Suillaceae
Exons: 11
Coding region: 1-2631 (876 amino acids)
Source: RefSeq, a predicted model, not a curated record